Penicillium maclennaniae is the source of this 1842-nucleotide messenger RNA. It is a transcript of the gene pacC, whose product is annotated as putative C2H2 transcription factor PacC. The coding region runs from base 1 to 1842 and encodes 613 amino acids. Lineage: Eukaryota; Fungi; Ascomycota; Eurotiomycetes; Eurotiales; Aspergillaceae. The record is from RefSeq and is a predicted model, not a curated record. Gene Ontology annotation, cellular component: nucleus. The transcript is spliced from 4 exons. Gene Ontology annotation, biological process: positive regulation of transcription by RNA polymerase II.
AUGACGGAGAACAAUAUUCCCCAAUCCUCAACGCCUCAGGCGGCGCCCGCCGCCGUGCCUGUCACCAGCGAGCAGACGCAUCCUAUCUCGCAGGUUGCUGCAACCGCGCCCGCCUCGGUGACCGCGACGGCCGCCGCCGCUACCGCCGCCGUGAGCUCGAUGAACGGUGCGGGCGAGCAGCUCCCCUGUCAGUGGGUGGGCUGCACCGAAAAGUCUCCAACCGCGGAGGCACUCUACUGGGGAACAUGCAACACCACCACUGUCAAGCGCGAUCAUAUCACCUCGCACAUUCGAGUCCAUGUGCCUCUCAAGCCUCACAAGUGUGAUUUUUGUGGCAAGGCCUUCAAGCGCCCCCAGGAUUUGAAGAAGCACGUCAAGACCCAUGCCGAUGACUCGGAAAUCCGCUCUCCCGAGCCUGGGCUCAAGCAUCACCCGGACAUGAUGUUCCCUCAGAACCCCAAAGGCUAUGCUGCUGCUGCUCACUACUUUGAAGGCCCGAUCAAUGGUGGACAGCCAUACGCACAUGGAGCCCCUCAGUAUUACCAGACUCACGCGCCUCCUCAGCCCGCCAAUCCUCACUCAUACGGAAAUGUCUAUUAUGCCUUGAGCCAAGGCCAAGAUAGCCAACAGUCUUAUGAUCGCAAGCGUGGCUACGAUGCCCUGAACGAGUUCUUUGGUGAUCUCAAGCGCCGCCAAUUCGACCCCAAUUCCUACGCCGCGGUGGGCCAGCGUCUGCUCGGUCUUCAGGCACUUCAGCUUCCUAUUCUCACCAACGGACCCGUCCCUGAGUACCAGCCCAUGCCGGCUAGUGUUGCUGUUGGUGGUGGUGGCGGUGGCUAUAGCCCUGGUGGUGGUCCUGCCCCUGCGUACCAUCUCCCGCCGAUGUCGAACGUGCGGACCAAGAACGACCUGAUCAAUAUCGAUCAGUUCUUGGAGCAGAUGCAAAACACCAUUUAUGAGAGUGAAGAGAACGUUGCUGCCGCUGGCGUGGCUCAGCCUGGUGCUCACUACGUCCAGGGUGGCAUGAGCUACCGUGCUACCAACUCUCCUCCCUCCCAGCUUCCUCCCAGCCAUGUCACCGCGGCUGGCUCUGCUCCUAUGAUGGCUGCCUCAGCUCACUCUCCUUCGACCGGCACACCUGCCUUGACACCGCCAUCCAGCGCGCACACCACCGCGUCUCUCCCCCCUCAUGAGAGUGGCGCGGGAAUGUAUCCUCGUCUGCCGUCGACGACCAUGUCUGACGGCAUGGGUGCCGGUUACCCGACUGCAUCCAGCGCCGCUCCUCCUUCCACUCUCAGCGGUAUCUUUGAUCAUGAUGAGCGUCGCCGCUACACUGGAGGUACUCUGCAGCGUGCACGUCCUGCUGAGCGAGAGCUCGAUGACAACAGCAUGGACACCACUCGCGACGGCAAGGAGGAUCGUGAGCGCACUCCUACCAAAGAAUCCAUCGCUGCUAGCUUGAUUGACCCUGCCCUGUCCGGCGCUUCACCUGAUCCCGAUCAGGCGGCUGCUCAGCGCACGGCUCAGGCCGCCACUGAGGUAGCGGAACGUGACGGCAAUGCCGCUUGGGUUGAGAAGGUCCGUUUGUUGGAAAAUCUCCGCCGCCUGGUUUCUGAGCUUCUGGAGCAAGACCGCUUCGACGAAUCAGGAAGCCACAGUGCAAAUAAGUCUCCAGAAUCAGGGAUGGACGCCAUGGAGGGUGUCGAGACCAGCCGGGUCUCUGCCUCUCCUGGGCAACUUAAGGAGGAGCCUGCCAAGCAGGAGCCUGAGGCCGUCCUGUACCCGACUCUGCGCGGGAUGGACGAGGACGGAGAUGCCAAGAUGCCUGGCGACGGGGCGUAG